Molecule: messenger RNA, 990 nt
Organism: Ixodes scapularis (black-legged tick)
Lineage: Eukaryota; Metazoa; Arthropoda; Arachnida; Ixodida; Ixodidae
Exons: 2
Coding region: 56-481 (141 amino acids)
Molecular function (GO): RNA-DNA hybrid ribonuclease activity; nucleic acid binding
Source: RefSeq, a predicted model, not a curated record
GUCAUGGCACGACACGGUAGAAGAUUUCCUUAACAUAGCCGGCCCGCUACCGACGAUGACGAGCGAAGCAAGGGUAGCGCCCUGGGAAGUUGCCAAGGUAUCCAUCGAGCUACGGAUCAAGCGCCUGCGAGCCAAAAAAGUUGGACCGAUCAACGCUCUCAGAGAAGCUGUGGAAAAACACAUCGAAGAACGCUACGGUGGUUGGCUGCAGAUAUACACGGACGGCUCCGUAAACAAGGCUAGAACAUCCAGCACGGCAGCUUUCUACAUCCCGGAGUUAGCCCUGGAAUGGUGCGGCAGGCUACAGGCGCCUACAUCCUCCACGACGGCCGAGCUAGUGGCUAUUGACAAGGCCCUCCAAGCGGCUGCCCAGCUGUCACCUCACCGGAUGGUGCUCCUCACCGACUCAAGUGGAUCCCAGGACACACUGGCAUUAAGGGCAACGAACGGGCUGACAGUCUGGCCGGUGAAGCUCACCUAGCGCCUCGCACUGUCCCCACACCACCACACCCACAGCAGGCGGCACUCAACGUCCACUGGCACCUUCAAGACAGCAAGCCAAAACCGGCGCUACCAAGAGGUGCGCUGUCCGGCCUAUCUCGGGCGGCGCAGACUCUUGUGCGACGCCUGCGCACAAACACGGCCUACACGAAUGCUUUCCUUACGAAGAUAGGUAAGGGGCAGCACCCACUUUGCUCCCAGUGUAACUCCGCAGAGACGGUGGAACACAUUCUGUGUGUCUGCCCAGCAUACGAAACUCAACGAGCAGCACUGCGCAAAAGACUUGGCAAGAGCGACCUCACAACAAAUGACAUCCUUGCACCCGACGGUUCCGGACGAAAGUGUCAGAACAUCCUGAAAGCCAUGUUGGCAUUUCUACGAGACACAAAAACCAUAACCCGACUUUAAUUUUUUUUUUUUUUACGUUACCUGCCCAUGCCAGCUACCCCGUGCUAGGCUAACCUAGGUGACGUUUAAAACCAAACGACG